Molecule: messenger RNA, 3132 nt
Organism: Lethenteron reissneri (Far Eastern brook lamprey)
Lineage: Eukaryota; Metazoa; Chordata; Hyperoartia; Petromyzontiformes; Petromyzontidae
Gene: IRF2BP2
Product: interferon regulatory factor 2 binding protein 2
Biological process (GO): regulation of transcription by RNA polymerase II
Cellular component (GO): nucleus
Molecular function (GO): transcription corepressor activity
Source: RefSeq, a predicted model, not a curated record
GAGGUCGGGGUGGGCGGGUGUCGGGGAUGUGCUAGCUUCCUCGCUCCGAACAGCAGCAAAACACUGCGGUCAUUCAGAGCAGCAGCAGCAACAGCAGCGGCAGCAGCGGCAGUAGCAGACCCCCGUCGGCUUCAGCCCGCGCCGCGCGAUGUCAUCCACCUCCAUGGCGGCCUCUGCCGCGGCCUCUGCCGCGUCCGCCGCGUCGCGCCGCCAGUCGUGCUACCUGUGCGACCUGCCCCGCAUGCCCUGGGCCAUGCUGUGGGACUUCUCGGAGCCCGUGUGCCGCGGCUGCGUCAACUACGAGGGAGCUGACCGCAUCGAGCUGGUGCUGGACACGGCGCGCACGCUCAAGCGCACCCACGGCUUUCAGGACGGCCGCUCGCCUGGACCUCCCUCCUCGGCGCCCUCCCUCGCCGCCUCGCUCGCCGCCUCGCUCAAGGUGGACGCGCUCUCCUCCUCGUCCUCGGCGUCCUCUGCCGCGGCAUCGUCGUCGUCCAAGGACGUGCCUAUGAACCACGUGGAGAUGAUGGGCGGCAGGUCGCUGUCGCACCAAGCCGCCUCUUCCAUGGAACGCUAUCAGCUGUCGGCGGCGGCCGCGGAGCGCGCCCGCAUGCUGGAGUUCCACCCGCCGGCCGCGCCCGGCCGCAUCACGAACGGGCUGCCCGCGUCGCCGGCCGUGAACGGCUUCCCCAAGGUCGAGGAGCAGCCGCCCGAGCUGCAGAGGCAGAGCCCAAACCCGCGCCGGACGCACUCCGUGCCGCCGCCCGGCGCCUUACCCCCCAGCCUCAUCCCGCACCACAUGGUGAGUGGCGGCGGCGGCGGCCCACACCACCAGCAGCAACACCAGCAACACCACCACCACCAGCAGCAGCAGCAGCAACAGCAGCACCACCACCAGCAACAACAGCACCACCAGCUACCGUUGGGCUUCGGGCACCCAGGAGCUGGCAGACACCCGCACCAGCACCCGGGUCUGCCGCUGUCACUGGGCGUGAGUAUGGACGCGCUGGGGGUGAAACAGCAACAACAACAGCAGCAGCAGCAACAGCAGCAGCAUCAGCGUGGGGGGUCUUCGUCGUCGUCGUCCUCGUCCGUGGACGGCGAGCGGGACCUGAAGGAGAAGCGCGGCGUGGAGGCCCUGGCCGAGCUGGCGGAGAGCGUGCGCAACCGCGCCGAGGAGUGGCCCGGGCGGCCCAAGGCGGUGCGGGAGACGCUCGUCACGCUGUCCAACAGCACCCCGUUCGACGUGCGCCUCAAACGGGACCCCACGCUCCAGCGAGGACGCGUGGUGGCCGUGGACUGCGGUUGCGCCAGCGGCGGCGGCGGCGGGGGGAAGGGCGCCUCGGACUACUACGAGCUGAAGGUGUUCGUGGAGUACCCGAGCGGUACGGGGGUGGUGUUCCCCAGCGCGUCGGGCGCCGCGCGGCAGAUGUGCCAGGACAGCAUGAAGGACUUCACCCGCGGGCCCUCGUCCGGCCUCAAGUGGCUCGAGUACGAGCGCAAGCACGGCACGGGCGACUGGCGGCCCAUGUCCGAGCUGCUCACGGAUUCCGUGCGCUUCUUCAGGGACGUGCCGCGAGGGGAAAUGCUGCCCGUGCCCUUCCUGGACCCCGGCUGCCCCGUGCUGCCCACCGUGUACUGCAGCGUGCCCCGCGCAUACCUGGGCAGCCGAGGGCAGCGCAAGCGGAAAGCGUCGCCCGAGCCCCCGGAUUCGGUGGGCAGCGGUGGCCCCAAGGUGAACGGAAGCGGCGGAGGCGGCGGUGGCGGAAGCGAGGACCACUCACACGGCAGGCAGCAGCCGUGGAUGCCGCCGCCUCCCCCAGGUGGCACGGCGGCGGCGGCGGCGGCCGGGGCAGGAGGAGGAGGAGGGGGAGGCUACCCGCCCAGCAUGCCUCACCCGCCGCCAGCGGCCGCGCUCAACUCGAGCCGCACGACGCCUCCCGAGUCAACCCUGCGCAACGGGACGUCCCCCAUGGCCGCGCUCAUGUCAGUCGCCGACAACCUGGUGACGGCGCAGUCGCCCAAGGAGGGCAACAACCAGGUACACUCCACCACGGCCAAGCGAAGCAGCAGCAGCAGCCCCGUUUCACCCGCAUCUGCAGCCGGGCAGCAACAGCAGCAGCAGCAGCGUCGUGGAGGAGGAGGUGGAGGAGGAGGAGGCGGAGGAGGAGGCGGCGCAGUGCGCAAUGGUGAGACGCCGAGGCCUAGCUCGCAGUCGGACGCCGAGCAGUCGGUGCCACAGUCCCUGCCGGACUCGUCCGUGGCGGGCAACGGGCCCCUGUGCUGCACCAAUUGCCACGAGCGGCUGGAGGACACGCACUUCGUGCAGUGCCCGUCCGUGCCGUCACACAAGUUCUGCUUCCCGUGCUCGCGCGAGAGCAUCAAGAAGCAGGGUGUCAACGGCGAGGUGUACUGCCCGAGCGGGCAGAAGUGUCCCCUGGUGGGCUCCAACGUGCCCUGGGCCUUCAUGCAGGGUGAAAUAGCGACCAUACUGGCCGUCAAGAAGGAGAUGGACCAUUAGGGCCUUCACAGAGCGUGCGAUCCCAUUGUUAUUAUAUAUGUACGUAUUAAACAAACGAAAUUGAUGGUGAUGAAAAAAACACAGAGCUGAGAGGGCACGGGCUGGUUGAGACUUUUAUGUUGCCGUUGGGUGGACUGUACUUACUCAAAUGUAAAUAUUUAGGAAGACUUUCGUUUUUGAUUAAACGAAUUUGCUAAUACAAGUGUCAUAUAUUUUUGGAGGUAUGUACUGUUCUAGUAAUUGCUUUAGUUAUUGAUUUUUUUUCUCUCCCUGUUUAUUGUUUUAUCGGCGUAUCUUUCUGUUAAAAUAGGAGUAAGCUUUGGUGGUGAAACUCACAAAGCUAAAGCGAUCGCAGGCUGCUCACGGCUCAAUGUUUAACUUUGUAUGACACUUCAGAAAUUAUCACAUUUCCUCUCCAGUUGAUGUACGCACUUAAAAUAGAUUGCCAAAUGCUUUGUCCAGCCUCGUCUUGUUUUGUUUAAUUGAGUGCAACAUAGGAAUAGUAUCACACAGUAUAGAUCAUGCAUAAAUUAGACAACUUUUUUCUGUUAUGUCAACAUCCACUGCUGUCAUCAGUAAUGUAUGUAAAUACAGUUCUGUGUACAAACCUA